AUGGCGAUUGCGCAGACCACGGGCCGCUGGUGGCUGCUUGUCUGGACGUUGCUGGCGUUCCAUCCCGCAUGGCCGGGAACACUGUUCGCUGGUGUGCCGGCAAAAGGCUACAGCCGGAAGGUCAGCGUUUCUAGGUCCAGCUUUGCAGAUGACAUGCGCCGCUCUGUGCGGGACUUCUUGGGCAUUUCGGAUGUUCUGCGGGAACAAGAAAAGAUGCGUAAAGAUGUCGAACUUGUCAAACAAGAACAAGAAAAGAUGCGCAACGAUGUCAAAGGCGACAUCGCCAAGUUGCGAUCCCUUUUGGGUCCAAUUCUAGAAGUACAGCUGUACAACCGAGUGGGAUCAGUUCUGGGCGAUAUCUUUCCGCAACUGCAGAAUGUGAAGAUCGAUUUCUACAAGGAUGUCGAGGUCAAUUUGGCCACCUUGCCGCUGAUGGGGUGUGAGCUUGUUCAUGGCGAGGUAAAGUUGCAAGUUGGAUGGGGGACUUUCGCAAAAGGCAUCCAGCAGGCAGCACAGAUUGCGCUGGCCUUGAGGCUUUGUGGCUGGCAGAAGCCGGCCACCGCGUUUGUUGCAUACUUGGAGCUUCAAUCCGCUGUAGCCGCUGCCAUCCCCUCCAAUCUUCGCUCCAAGCAGCUUCCUGCCGGCCUGCUGGCCGAUCACUUGGACACAGUCAGUGGGAACCGAACGGAAGUCAAAGCCAACGCUUCGACUUUCGAAGCCACCAUCGACAAUGUCACACUGUCCACAGCCAAGAUCCGCGGGAUCCACGCUGCAGCGUUGGCUUUGCGCCUGCUGGCAAGGCACAACAUCAGCAUCUUUCUCAAAGAUGUCGGUGUGCAGGGCUGA
Symbiodinium natans is the source of this 846-nucleotide messenger RNA. Lineage: Eukaryota; Dinophyceae; Suessiales; Symbiodiniaceae. The record is from the annotation of a GenBank genome assembly.